UUCCAUGGCAAUCUAUCUUCGCUCUCAUCAUAACAUUUUUUUAACAUUUUAAGUAAAAAAUCAACGAUAAGAAACGUUUCCGUGUCUGUCACUCGUGACGCGCGCUAUCUGUAAAUUUGAGGCGUAAAACAGGAAUAAUAGAGAUAAAGAGUUGCUAGAGAGAGGGGCGAGGAGGGUGUUAUCAGGAAGGUUUUGUUAGUUUAUCACACUAUUGAAAGCUACUUGAGUUCGGGCAAGCAGCCAAUUGCUGAAACAUUUAAAGAACUGACACGGAUCGUAUUUUUCCGUCGUUUUUUGCUGUCACUUCGUACAGUUAAAUAAAUAAUUGAUUCAGUGUUAUUAGUGCAUGUGAAAAUUAAGUUUUUGUAGUCACACCGUCGUAUGAUCAUAACGAUCGUUAAUCAAGGAAAAAUCAACCUACUCAUUCAAUUGGACAAGUAAAAACUUAAAGCAGCUGUUGAACAAGUUCGGAGGAUGGAACCAACGAGAUACGGAAAUAGUGACGAUAACCAUGUCAAGCUCAUUGUAAAAGCCCCAAAUCAGGAAAUCCAAGAUCAAAUCAUUGAGUGUACACUCGAAUGGACUGUCGCCAGACUCAAGGAUCAUCUUUUUCAAGUUUAUCCAACCAAACCCAAAGUAGAAGAGCAAAACAUAAUAUUGAUGGGCCGACUACUCAACGACUCAAUGAUAUUGAGAGAUGUUUUGCAUCCAGAGCACAGCAUGGAAAGCAAUUUAUUAAUAAUUCAUUUAGUAUGUAGAAAUGAUGAGCGAACAUCAUUGCCAGAUCAAGAGAAGUCAUGUGGAAGUAACGAUUCGGUGGACACCAAUAGCGAAGGUUCAGCACAUGUUACGGCAGGAUCGAGAUUCGUCGAACCUUCGGUGCUAGAGCAAUAUUACAGUCAGCUUAGCAAACAACAAAUAGCAUGGAUGCAACAAGCGUACGCGCAUUAUUUCACCCGGUAUAUGCAAAUUAUGGCUGCUCAAGGGAUACAAGUCGAAAGCAAUCCAAUGUUCAUGCAGACCAAUGAUAACACCAGAGCAACCGAAAGCAUGUACAAUAAUGUUAACAUAACGGCAAACAACCACAACAAUAUUCAAAACAAUAACGAAGUCGAUCAGCGUCCAGAACUCGCUCGAAUUGGAGGUGGCCUUGUUGGUCAACCUGAAGCAGAUGCCAACAAUGAUAAUAACAAUGGGCCGGCAAAUGAUGCUGCCGCUCUGAAUCGUGAUUGGCUCGAUAUAUUCGACAUGCUUUCCAGGAUUGUUGUUCUUUCGAGCAUCGUGUAUUUUUAUUCUUCGCCCUCUCGUUUUCUCGUAGUGACUUUUCUCGGAUUCGCCAUUUAUCUAAUUCAAGGUGGAUUCUUCAGAGCUCAACCCGGUUUCCUUCCUGCUGAAAAUAACAAUGCCCGGAUUCCGAAUAACAAUAAUCAAGUUCGGCAAAAUGAUGCUGCUCCACCUGCUGAACAAGCCCCAACGCCGAUUCAUCGAGUACAACCGACUUUGGUUUCCGGUGGUGAUGAGCAAGCGGAAACGAGGACGAAUUUGAACGAGGAAAACGAGAGGCCUGGUGCUUGGGCUUUUACUUGGACAUUUUUCAGUUCCUUCUUCGCGUCGCUUAUACCUGAUCAACCGAACGUUAUUUAAUCACUAUAAAAUUUCAAUUAAAAGAAAAAUUAUUCCGUUUAUUUUUUAUUGUCAAUUAUUCCAGCCCCCAAAAGCUUGUGAAUCGUACGUCCGUUGCCGUUGGUGAUAUCCAUUUUGUACGAGUAUUGAGCAGCAAUAUUCGUUCGGGAAAUCCAGUUGAAAAUACUGUAUUAUAUUGUUUGUGUUAUCGAAAUAUUUUGUCAUGUGGAAAAAUUUCUAUCAAUGCGAAUUUAUUCAAGCGCUUUAUACGCUUUCGUUUUGCUGAUUCCGUUUGGAAAUUGUACGUACUCGCGAACCUUCUUCACAGAUUUUUCAAUAUAUUUCAAAUGACUAAUAUUUUUCACAUUUCUCUCUACGAUAUGAUUGAUUACAUCAUGGAUACGUUCGAUGUAUAUGUAUAUAGAUUAUUUAUACGUAUAUAUUUAUAAAACGUAUCCGUGCAACGUUGAAAAUGAAAAAGAUUAUGCGUCAACGGACAAGUUGACAUUAUUCCAGGGAGAUGAAAUAUUAUUAUAAUCUUUGUGUGUAUAUGUAUAUGUAUAUAUCCAAAAGAAUGUUGAAUAAAUACUGUAUAGAAUUGCUAGGAUCUUUCAAUUUCGUUUGGGAAAUAUGUGUAUAGAGUUAAUAAGAGUAAUUAUGUAAUGGCUACAGUUCGCAUUAUUAAUAAGUGAGAGUCUUUGUGCAAUAAACGCAGUUCCGUAA
Venturia canescens is the source of this 2346-nucleotide messenger RNA. It is a transcript of the gene Herp, whose product is annotated as Homocysteine-induced endoplasmic reticulum protein. Gene Ontology annotation, biological process: endoplasmic reticulum unfolded protein response. The coding region runs from base 475 to 1644 and encodes 389 amino acids. The transcript has 4 exons. NCBI's taxonomy places the organism in Eukaryota, Metazoa, Arthropoda, Insecta, Hymenoptera, Ichneumonidae. Gene Ontology annotation, molecular function: protein binding. The record is from RefSeq and is a predicted model, not a curated record.